Messenger RNA from Strongyloides ratti, 1455 nucleotides. RefSeq names its product 4-aminobutyrate aminotransferase, mitochondrial. The transcript has a single exon. Gene Ontology annotation, biological process: GABA catabolic process. Bases 1 to 1455 code for a protein of 484 amino acids. The record is from RefSeq and is a predicted model, not a curated record. Gene Ontology annotation, molecular function: pyridoxal phosphate binding. Lineage: Eukaryota; Metazoa; Nematoda; Chromadorea; Rhabditida; Strongyloididae. Gene Ontology annotation, cellular component: mitochondrion.
AUGUAUUUUAUUAAAAAAACUUCUUAUAUUGGGCGUCAAAUUUCAUGCCGUUAUUUAAAAACAAUUGCAACAUCUGAGCCAUCUAAGCCUGAUAUGAAAACUGCUUUUCCAGGUCCAAAAUCAAUGGCAUUAAAAAAAGAAAUGUCAAUGGUUCAUCAAAAUGCUUCUACAAGAGCAUUUUUUGACUAUGAAAAAUCUUUUGGAAAUUAUGUAGUUGAUGCUGAUGGAAAUAAACUUUUAGAUGUUUAUAUGCAAAUUUCAUCCCUUCCUUUAGGAUAUAAUCAUCCAGAAUUAAUUAAACUGGCCAAAGAUCCACGUCUUAUUACAUCUCUUGUCUCUCGUCCAGCACUUGGAUCUUUUCCACGUACUGAUUAUGCUGAUAUGAUUAAAAAAAGUUUAAUUUCAGUCGCACCAAAAGGAUUAUCUGAAGUUCAAACAAUGUUAUGUGGAACAUCAGCUAAUGAAAAUGCUCUUAAAACAGCAUUUAUUUAUUAUAGUGCCCAAAAACGUGGAGGUAAACCACCAACACCUAAAGAUUUAUCAUCAUGUAUGAAUCAACAAUUACCAGGAACACCAAAGUGGACUGUUUUAGCUUUUAAUGGAGCUUUUCAUGGAAGAUCAUUAGCUAUGCUAUCUUGUACACGUUCUAAACCAAUUCAUAAAGUUGACAUUCCAGCACAUGAUUGGCCAAUUUCACCAUUUCCACGUUAUAAAUAUCCAUUAAAUGAAAAUAUUGAAUAUAACAAAAAACAAGAUAAAGAUUGUUUAACACAUAUUAGUGAACAAUUUAAAUUGAGAAAAGAAAAAGGAGAAGAUAUUGCUGCAGUAAUUAUUGAACCAAUUCAAUCAGAAGGUGGUGAUCACCAUGCAUCACCUGAAUUUUUUAAAGGCCUUCAAAAAAUAACAAAAGAAAAUGGUAGUGUAUUUAUUGUUGAUGAAGUACAAACAGGAGGUGGUCCGACAGGAACUUUUUGGUGUCAUGAACAAUGGGGUUUAGAAACACCACCUGAUAUUGUAGUAUUUUCAAAAAAAAUGAUUACUGGUGGAUAUUAUUAUGCUCCAGCUCUUAAAGUAAAUGAAGGUUAUAGAAUUUUUAAUACAUGGAUGGGUGAUCCAACAAAAUUAAUUGUUCUUGAAAAAGUUGUUCAAAUAGUUAAAGAACAAGGAUUAGUUGAACAAGCAAAAGUUGUAGGACAAUUCCUUAAAUCAGAACUUCAAAAUAUUCAAUCAACUAAUGAUAAAAUUUUGAAUCUUCGUGGUGUUGGUACAUAUGUUGCUUUUGAUCUUCCAACAACUGGAUUAAGAGAUAAAUUUAUUGAUGAAGCAUGUAAUCGUGGUUUACAUGUUGGUGGUUGUGGUGAAAAGGCUAUUCGUUUUAGACCUUCAUUAGUUUAUGAUAAAAAGCAUGCUGAGAUAACAUUAAAUAUUAUUAAUGAAGCUAUAAAACAAGUUUAA